Messenger RNA from Diospyros lotus (date-plum), 2235 nucleotides. Its product is annotated as probable WRKY transcription factor 14. Gene Ontology annotation, biological process: regulation of DNA-templated transcription. The transcript is spliced from 3 exons. Gene Ontology annotation, molecular function: transcription cis-regulatory region binding; DNA-binding transcription factor activity. Gene Ontology annotation, cellular component: nucleus. The coding region runs from base 226 to 1542 and encodes 438 amino acids. Lineage: Eukaryota; Viridiplantae; Streptophyta; Magnoliopsida; Ericales; Ebenaceae. The record is from RefSeq and is a predicted model, not a curated record.
AAUAUCUCAAGCUCUUUGUUUGUUUGUGAGGAGUAGCAACCCCAGUUUCAACUCUUAGAAAAAGCCUUGGGCUUGAGCUUUUUUCUCUCAAAAUCCCAUCUCCCAAACAAGUAUUCUUCCAUAUACGGCUUGAUCAUCACAUUCGGGUGCAUGUUCUUUACGUCUGUUUGGUGAAAAACAUACCAAACCAGAUGAGAGCUUGUUUUCUCUUGCUUCCUCUCAACUAUGUGUAGUUACUUUCAUCACAGGAUGGAUAAUUAUCAAGGUGAUUUGGCUGACAUAGUCCGAGCCAGCGGCGGAGCCAUAGCAGGCGCCGGAGCAGGCGAAGUCCCCGCCUCGAACUGGCAGUUCCUGGGCGAUUCUUCCAUGAAUUAUCCAGUGGAUGAUUUUGGUGAUCCGUUCUCUAGCAUGAGAGAUCCGUUGCUUGACGAGCUUGAGAUUCACAGUUCGGGCUUCUUCAACUGUUCCAGCAGUUCGGCGGAGAUUAUGAGAACUAGCGCUGAGGACACGGCGGCGCUUGGUGGAGGAGCAGGAGGCGGCGGCGUUCUUGUGGCUCAGAAGAUUCUGGAGGAGGAGAUGAAGAGACCUUGCAAUAUCUUCUCGAGGAUGCUGCAAAUCUCGCCAAACGCAAAACUGUCUGUCUCGCCGGGCGACUCGCCGGUGGUUGCGGCGUCGCCUCGGGCGAUUAAGGCUUCUCCGUUGGCUCCUAUUGAAGUGAUUAGCGCUGGCACGUCAAAGAACUGCUUGGUUGAAAACUCCACGGCGGUUCAGAUCUCGUCUCCGAGAAAUACGGGCAUCAAACGAAGGAAGAGCCAGGCAAAGAAGGUUGUGUGCAUACCAGCACCAGCACCUGCAAACAGCAGGCCAAGUGGAGAAGUGGUUCCAUCUGAUCUAUGGGCGUGGAGAAAGUAUGGUCAAAAGCCUAUCAAAGGCUCUCCUUACCCAAGGGGAUAUUACAGAUGCAGCAGCUCAAAGGGCUGCUCAGCAAGAAAACAAGUGGAAAGGAGUAGAACAGAUCCAAACAUGCUAGUCAUCACCUACACUUCCGAGCACAACCAUCCAUGGCCGACCCAAAGAAACGCUCUUGCAGGUUCCACCAGAUCCCAACCAUCCAAGAGCACUUCAGGCUCCAAGAAUUCCCAGGCCCAAAGGGAAACCAGCUUGAAGGAAGAACAAAAAGAAAUCAGCAACAAUAACGAGAAUUUAUCAUCCUCCAUCGCCACCGGAAGCUCCUCAACCAGCGGCCAGCCGGUGAAGGAGGAGAUGGAGGAGCUCCAAAAGCAAAUGGAGAUGGAUAAUGAAGGUGAAUUCAGUGAAGGAUUUCCUCAGAGCUACAGGCCGGCAUUGCCAGAAACCGGCCAUUCCGAGGACUUUUUUGCGGAUUUGGGAGAGAUCGAGGCUGACCCUCUAAACCUAUUGUUUGGCCAAGGAUUCUCCGGCGAUGAAGAGGGCGGAAGCAACAAAAACAAGGGGUUGGAUCCAUUUGGAAACCUGUUUGAUUGGACAGGGAACAACAGCAACAACAUUAACGACAACGCAUAGUUUGGAGAUCAAGCUAAGAGGGGUUUGUAAGAAGGCCUUGGAAACAAGAACUAAAACCCUAGAGAUAUAGAAGAAACGGACUUAUAUGUAUACAUAUAUAUACUAUGUGGUCCUGAUCUCUUCUUAUUUGGUUCAAGGUGAUGUCAUAAACCUUCCCAUAUUCUAGUGGGGGGAAGCUGCUGAUUUUUUUUACCCUUAUUUAUUUAUUUUUUGGGGGUUAUUUUUGUUACUUUUUUUUUUUUUUUUUUGGGUUAUUGUUAUUGUUAUUUACAGUCAGAAGAAGAUGAGGACUAAAAAGGAAGAGUGCUGGUUGAUUGGAAGCAGAGUGAUGAGAGUCCCCACAUUCUCUUCGGAAUAUUAGUGAAUGGGACAGAAAGCUGAGGAACAGAAGGUUUCAAUAGUAAAAACAAGUACAUUGAUCAGACAUUGACUGGAAAGCUCAGGGGGAGAUUGAUGUAAAGAUGGCACUCUCUCUCUCUCUCUCGUCUUUUAGUGGGAAAAAUUAUUCAAUCCUGGCCCCUUUUGAUAAUGUGGGUGUUUGUAAAGACAAGAGAGAGAUUAAUUGCUCUUAUAAUUUCUCAGGGAGAGAUCAUAUAUAUAUAUAUAUAUAUGUACACAUGCCAUAUGUAAUUACAAGCUUUGGGUUCCCCAGCUUUCUGUUUCUGCAAUUAAUCCAACUCAUGUUUAUUUUAA